GCAGUAGUAUAGCGGUAGGAGUGGAGCCAGAGGCUUGUCGUCGUGCUGCUGCUUCCUGCCUUCGACCAGACUAUGAUUGUCAUCCUGAGUAUCUACACUGCAAGCGUUUCCUCGGCGAAGCAAGCAAAAAUUUAUUUGUGGCGAAGCAAGCUAGAAUUUAUUUGUGGCGAAGCAAGCUGGAAUUUAUUUGUGGUGAAGCAAGCUAGAAUUUAUUUGUGGCGAAGCAAGCUGGAAUUUAUUUGUGGUGAAGCAAGCUAGAAUUUAUUUGCACAAUCUUACUACUAGUAUUUGCCUCUACGUGACUAGAACAUAGUGGUCAGAACAGGCCGGUUAUUGGCAAGCGUCGUGCCUAGUCCGUAAAUAACGUAGUCAUGAAGGAAUGCAGCAGGUCGCUAUUUCUACCUUCAAAUGCUACAUCUGUGGAAGAGGAUAGGUUUCUAGCGCGUUCACGGAUUUAUUCAGACAUGGACUUGGAAGAAAGGUGGCUAAGGAUUUCCGGACGAGGCAGCAAGGACGACCCAAGCUCACCCAUGAAUGAGCCGGUGUCUCUUGGUGAGAGCACAAUCGAGGCUGUUGACAGUUUUACGUACCUUGGCAGUGUCAUCCAUCGGGACGGGCAGUCUUCGCAGGAUGUUCAGUCCUGUCUCGCCAAGGCUUCGCGUGUGUUCGGCAGUCUCCGUGUCCCGGCGUUUGAGAAUCGAUCGUUAUCUCUCUGCUGUCGGCACCGCGCGUACAUCGCCCUUGUGCUGACGACCCUUCUGUACGGAACAGAGACAUGGAUGCCGAAGGCACCGGACCUGCGCUCUCUCAACGCCUUUCAUCACCAGUGUGUUCACAUCAUCGUUGGCAUCUCCAGGCGGGACCAGUGGGACAACCGUGUCACCUCCAUUACCAUGGCCAGAACCCUCGGCAUUGACUGUGACGUCGCGGACAUCAUCCGGGAAUAUCGACUGCGUUGGCUUGGCCAUGUUGGCCGGAUGAACGAUGACCGUAUGCCGAAGCGAGUUUUGUUUGGGGAGCUCCCUGCAACGCGCCCUCACCAUGGUCCACGCAAGCGGUGGUGUGACGUCAUCAUGGAUGAUCUCCGCUCCAUCAGCCCUCCUGUGCCUUCUGACUGCUGGUUUGAUGCUGCCCAGGAUCGUUCUGCCUGGAGGCAGGUUGCUCAUCGUCGUCCUCCCGCCCGUGCUCCCCCUGAUCCUGACUCUGGCUUCCACUGCGCAUGUGGGAAGGUCUGCCGUCGUCCCGGGGAUCUCAAGCGCCACGCUCCGUACUGUAAAGCUAACAGUUAGUCCCUUCGCUAUCUUGCCAUCGGCAAUGGGCACGUUCAAGGUUCAAGACUUGGUGUACGGUUGGCUCAUCUUAUAGUCUAGCUGACAAACUUCAAUCAGUGCCUUCGCAGGGAACAUCUCCUCUCGCAGAGAGAGUCCUUCUAGACCAGAGCUUGCCUGUGAAAAUCGUCUCGUCUACCAUUCCAAGCGAUGAACAUGGCUUCAUAGCGUGUUUUGUAUCGUCUUUGCAAGUCACAAUUACACUUACUGUGGUGUGACAGAAUGCUACGGUUGCACACAUCCAGUUGCAGCUCAAGCCAGAGAGCAGCCAGCAUUCUGCUGGUGUAUGUGAGCAACGGUUGCUGUUGGAAUUGUCCAUUGCAGAGAACAGCUUUCCUGACCUGCCGUAUGUCACGUGAUCCAGUCCGUGCAGCCGCCAGACCUGUGUUGAUGGAUGCAGCAGCUGUCCUGCAUUGUGACUAUAGACCUUUGAGGGUAUCAUGGAUAUGGAUUCUGCUCCUGCAAUAUUGCCCGUGAUCAUGAUGAUGGCCGCCUAGUAGCUAGCCCAGCAGAUGUAUCAGACCGAGCAGAUACAGCAGCUGAGCUAGCCAUAGCUACCACUGCAACAGACUCAGCAGGAAGAGCAGUUGCCGUUGCAGCUAACACUGCAGCAGAGACAGUGACAAGA
Molecule: messenger RNA, 1956 nt
Organism: Sycon ciliatum
Lineage: Eukaryota; Metazoa; Porifera; Calcarea; Leucosolenida; Sycettidae
Exons: 5
Coding region: 372-1289 (305 amino acids)
Source: RefSeq, a predicted model, not a curated record